UGCGAGCGGAUACGUCGUCGCUUGUCCCACUUCCGCUCGCGAGGGAACGCGUACCGGCGCGGUGCAACGUAAACUCGAGGAUCGAUCGUGAUUUUCGACGCGUGCACGGAACGAGUGAAGUUUCACGGUGAACGGGGUGCUCGUGUGCGUGUUCGUGGGCUUGUUCGUGUUAUUGUUACAGUGUCGUUAGCCAGUGGACCACCGUUGUCCGCUUCACCGUUCAAUGUUUUCGGCCAGAAAGCUCAGGAUUCGCGUGGACUGCGAAGAUAAAUAAUUUCGAGUGGAUAAUCGGCGACGGGUACUUAAACAACCGCCGGUGAAAAGAGGACUGGGCGAAGUUUCCAUCAGCGGAUCCAACGGAGCUGAGGCUAAUUAGCGGUGUAAUUUCGAUUUUUCGCGGAGUCUGCAAGAAUUACGAAGGCGAGCUUCGACGCUGUUGCUGCUCGCGAUCCCUGACCGCACGGAGGAAUCAAACGGCGGCCGUUUCGCUCGAUCGCUGGAGGAUUAUCCUGUCCUGUAGUCCCAGGGAUCCGAUUUUAAUGAAAGCUUUUCCCGAUCACGAUCAGCGGCCAGUCGCGACGCAGCUCCCGCUUGAACACGCUUCGGAGGCCUCGCUGGCGGAAUAAUGCGAGCGAAGCGCAUCGAGGAGGAGACGCGCUUCAGACUGCUGAGGUACACGCACCGUGCCAAGUGUCGGAAGAUCAUCUAGUCCAGCGUUCUCGGGCCUAAGGAGAUCGAGAGUUAGACCGAUAGAUGAGACGUAACUACUUUAACUGAUAGAGAGCCGACCUUGGCUGUGAUCACGCGACGAUAGACCACGACCUAGGCCUCCAUCGCGAUCCUCCUGUGCUACGAAGUUCGUCGACACCGCGCGCGAGUGUGACUGUGAGUGCGAGAGUCCGUCCAUUGGAGGCAUCGUUUUCGUGCAUCGAUCAUUCCUGGAGAAUUUGGAACGUGGACGUUUACCGAUCGCUUUGGAAACAUCUACUAACGGACAUGUGGCUGGCUUCCGGAGGCUAGACAUUGUUGCAAGGGUUCUAUUUGGUGGAAUAGGCCGCUGCGAAGGCAGAGAACGUGUUUCGGGAGUUUGCACAGAGUUACAGGGUGACAAGAAUUUUUGUCAAGGGAAAUCAAAAGGUUUCUCGCAGACUGAAACGUUUUCAAUCGCUCUGGGAACACGUAGCUGGUCCCUGGAGACUUCGUUCGGUCUACAUAGGGUCCCCAUUAGUCGGAAGAUACCAUUGCGAAGGUAGAGAAGGUGUCUCGAGAGUUACAGAGUGGCAGGAAUUUUUGUCGAGGGAAACCAAGCUCGAGGAAAGGUGUUCCUCGAAGACCGAGAGACUUAGGUGGUCGCAUUGAAAUUCUGUUGGUUUACAGCCCAGACUCGUGGCACGGUUGAGGAAUCGGCUGGCUGCAAAGGGAAUAAAAUUGCCGAGUGGGUGCAGCGUUCGACGUUCGAGGGAAUCUCAAACAGUGACUGGAAUUUUCUGGGAGGGGGAUUUUAAGAUAAACCAGAACGAGCGCAGAAAAAUUCGAAAGAGGUUCCUCGAGGCAAUUGGGGCAAUUUCGAGAAGAUCGAGGAAACCGUGCCAGAGACGAAAUCAAGAAUCUCUGGGCCUGGAAGUUUCGUGGGUGAUUAAAGGUUAAAAUGGAGGGAAAGGAGAGUUAAGUAUUCGGGGGUUGGACGAAGACAAGCACCACUGGAAGUUUGUUGGUUCGAACGAUAAGGAAUUGUGGACGCUCGGAGUUCAUUGCGUGAUUAAAAAUUUAAUCGACCAAGGACUCGCGGAAGGGUCCGGAUACGCAGUGACCGAAGAUAAAAUUUCGAAUAGCCUCUGGAAAUUGUGAACUCCUGAGUCAACGGUGGAAGGAAAACAGGGUUGGAGAAGUGUGCGGUAAAGUUUUCGAAACCUCCAAGAUAAGAGCAAAGAAGGUAGGGGACUUUAAAUUGAGGAAAUUCUUACUUUUGAAGUUCAGUUCGAACUCGCGGGGGAUAGUGGGACGCAGGAAAAAAUUGAAACACGAAUCGAAAGCGGCGGUUUUGACAGGAGGAAACGAGUGACGAGAAAAUCACGAAGUUAGCGUCGUUGUAAGGGGUGAGAUUGAACCGUAACCAAAGAAAUCUUUAUUAUCGUUAUCGUUAAGGCAAACUCUGGUCCUUGAAGAAAAUUGAAGAAUUAAUAAAUAAAAAGUGACAAUACUCUCUGUGUACCCUGCGAAAAAUUCUCACCCUUCGGUCCUGUCUGUCGACAGAAAAUCCUUUCACUACCGAAGGAGUUCGCGAUCUCGUCUAAAACUACCUUCAAAAAGCUUCGAGUAAACUGCUUUUCGCGAAAGGAGAAUCAGUGUCGGAAGGCUGUCGUAAGAGUCGCGUCUUCAGGAUCGAAUCGAACCCGUCUUUCAAACCUUUGGGGAGGAUUGUCCCUCUCGAAGAGCGUUCCUCGAUCCGGACGGGACUGCGGAGAUAAUAAAAGGGUGAAAAAAGAAAUAGAUGUGAAAAGUUGAGGAUGAAAUUCUAAUGGCGAAACGUCGAGGGAUUGGAAACACUGGAAUUGCGAAACUAGGAGUUGAAGAAUGAGCGAUCGGAAACCAAGGGAUUGCGGAAUAAAGCCUCGAGAAGCCACGGGGUGUAGAAUCGCGAGACUAGGGAAUACUCGAGGUUGAGGAACGUUUGAAAAGGGUAGGAAAAUCAGGGGUUGAAAAACGAUUCGGAGCAGAAAGAGCGGGGCACGAGUUACACGAUCGUGGCGAUACUUCGUGGGUGGAGGUCGGAUGGAGAGGUGGCUAGGGGGUUAGAAUGGAAGGGAAACGAGGAUCGAACGAGCAGCGUCAGCGUGCCGGGACGUUCUACUCGCGGCGAUGAAAUCGCGACGCGGAAAUGGGAACUAUCAAGUUUGAGCAACGAUACUGGACCAACGACUCGCGGGGGUGGCACGAGUGAAGGGUUGGUGGGGGAACAGGCGACCGGAAGUCGACGUUCCGCGGAAUAAAGACGGACACGGAACCCGCCGGAACGCCCGAGACGAAGAAAAGUCGAAUAGAAGGAGGCGUUGGAAACUCGCGGCGUUGGACUGAUCGAAUCGUGUGAAAGGGGUUAACGAGGACUGCGGGGGAGGGGGGCGGCUGUCGGGUGAAAUAAUUGGCUUUGAAGAGUAUGCUAGAGAAGAAAUUAGAGGGGCAAGGGGACGGACAGAGGAUAGAAUUUAAAUUAGAGGGUUCGACGGAGUCGGACGAAGGCUUUUCGACGAGCUUUGCGUCAAGGAUUCGAAUUGUACAGGCGCGAGAAAGGGUUCUCGAAGACUAAGCAGACGAUUCGUGGGUGUCUUUGGAGACACGGACGAGUGAGAAAUCGAAGACGGAGGAUCAGACAGUGAGGGAGGGGGGUGCGGCGAUCACGGGAGACAAAGAAGUGCGUGGAAACUUGGGGCUCGUAGAUCGCAACUAGCGAAGACGUUGCUUCUUUGGCGAAGAAACACGAUGUCUGCCGAACUUUGGACUCCCUUCUCUUCAACUUGGAUCGUUUAUCCAGGAUAAAAGAAGCGUAAGAGUUCACUCCGCACUUCCGAGUGUCGAAUCGCUAACAUUAGAGGGAUCCUCUCGAGCGAAACAGGCCGAAACGGUGCAACGAUUCGCGAAAAGUGAAUAGCGCCGUCGGUGGAUCCGGACAAGGCGUUACAGAAAUAGAAUACUCCAAGCGAAAGUACCCUACUCCAAGCUUGAAACAGAAGGCAUUAAACUACUGUAUACUACUGCACUUCAAAAUUAAACAAAAAGGAUCGAAGUACUCUGUCGUCGUUCGAGGCAAUUAGAGUACUCCGACAGAGAACUCGCUCCAAAAUUGAACCGCUGUCCUCCCAUCGUAAAAACAAAGGACAGGUGCGCUCCAUUUCGAAAUCAGGUCCACGAAAGAAGCGUGACUCCUCCAGACAGGGUGAUCGAACGCCUUCGUUUCCAUUUCGCCGACGAUGACGUUCCUCGGUAGUCGAUGAUCCAUCACCGCGUCGGUCGUCCGUUGGAGGGUCGUGAUGGAGGUCCAGGUCGUCGCGUGGCGUUCACCUAGUGCAGUUCGACAGUCGUUCAGGAAGUCCUUCGAGACCCUUCGAGAGGAUCGCACGGACGCUCCAAAGGACAUUGGCAACUAAGAUGCGAGAACUGAACGCCACCGCAUGCGCUGCUUUGUACGAGCGCGUCGAGUGGUCCGGCCCGUGGAUCCUGAUUACCCUAACCGUCCUGGCGAUCGUGAACGUGAUGGUGGUGCUGGGAAACGUCCUCGUGAUCCUGGCCGUCUGCUACACCAGCAAACUACGAAACGUGACGAACAUAUUCAUCGUCAGCCUCGCCGCCGCUGAUCUGCUGGUGGGACUCGCUGUUCUGCCGUUCAGCGCCACGUGGGAGGUCUUCAAGGUCUGGAUAUUCGGUGAUAUCUGGUGCUCCGUUUGGCUGGCAGUGGACGUGUGGAUGUGCACGGCGUCGAUAUUGAAUUUGUGUGCCAUCAGCCUCGAUAGAUACUUAGCGGUGACCAGGCCAGUCUGUUACCCUCAGCUCAUGUCACCGAAGAGGGCCAGACUUCUAGUCGCCACCGUCUGGAUCCUCAGCUUCGUCAUCUGCUUCCCACCCCUCGUCGGCUGGAAAGACAAACGGUCGCAUCCCACGUACAACGUGACAUCCGCUCAGAAGGGGCCGUUCAACACCACCACCAUCCUGGUUCCGGUGAAACCGUGUCCUUGGAUCUGCGAGCUCACCAACGAUGCUGGUUACGUCGUCUAUAGCGCCCUGGGCUCCUUCUAUAUACCGAUGCUGGUCAUGCUGUUUUUCUACUGGCGAAUAUACAACGCGGCCGUCUCCACGACGAAGGCCAUUAAUCAAGGCUUCCGCACGACAAAAGGCUCGAAAAUGCUCGGCUCCAGAUUCGACGAACAAAGGUUGACCUUGAGGAUGCACCGGGGACGAGGCAGCGUUCACAACGGGAGCAACAACGGGAGCCCGAGAAGCCCGGAGUCGAAUAGUCGUAGCUCGGUGAAAAGGGAGAAGAUAAAGAUCUCGGUUUCCUAUCCGAGCACGGAGACGCUGAAUACAAAGUGUAACACUCUCGAGAGGACGCCCUCGAGAUGCUCUCAAGUCUCCGUGCAUUACAGCAACGGGCAGACGCAGAGCCAGCUAUGUCCAGCCUCGAGGAGCACGCAUCUCAAGGUGGGCGGUAUCAAUCGAGUAGGCAGCACCAGGAGACCGAGCAGACGGAGCAGCUGCGAGAGUCAAAUAACGGGAGACGAGGUGUCGUUGCGCGAACUCACCCCGGGCCCCGAAGAGAAGCCCAGGACUAUGAAGAUGGGGAAGAGAAACAUAAAAGCUCAGGUGAGAAGGUUUCGCAUGGAGACGAAGGCGGCGAAGACGUUGGGUAUCAUCGUCGGCGGGUUCAUUCUCUGCUGGCUUCCUUUCUUCACGAUGUACUUGGUGCGCGCCUUUUGUCCGAACUGCAUUCACCCCACCGUCUUCAGCGUGCUGUUCUGGCUGGGCUACUGCAACUCCGCGAUAAAUCCCUGUAUCUACGCCCUCUUCAGCAAGGAUUUUCGGUUCGCGUUCAAAAGGAUUAUCUGCAAAUGCUUCUGCAAGCGGCGGGGCAACGGAGUCAGACGCGGCAGCGACGGAAGCCAAUUAACAGCGAGAAACGACAGGAGUCCCAGCUACUCCAUGCGCAUGCCACAACAGGGUGUGUCGAUCGACGACUCGGACCCGGACCCCAGUUCAGAGCCCACGGUGCAUUCGCAAAGCGAGUCGAGAUGACUGUAGCGCGCCAGGUGUGGCGCGCAGCGCGUCACCUUUGACUCGAGGACCUCCAAAGUGAGGAUCCAAUCGUUCUGAAGGCUCCCAACGGCGCGAGCAUUCGAGUCCUGGCACCGUCUGUGCCGCGGAACCGAGCACAGCCGGUGCAACCACCUGGGAACGGCUCCAGGACCGUUCCAAUAAGAGGAUUCCGCCCCGACUAGGCGGUGAUCGCCACAAACAUUCGAGCUUCUUCGGUGUCUUACUUCGUUUCACGAAUAAAUCGCGUCCGGCUAUACAAACGGAAACAUAAGAAGACUAAAAAAAACGUAGAAAGGACGAACGGACUCGUCAGGGAUCCACGUUCAGUUUGAUCUCGGCAAACGGGACUCGCUAUAGUAUUUCAGUGAGCCUGGUGAAGUUUAGACAAUGCCAGAGGAAUACGCGAAAACCCCUUCGUUUUUUUCGUGAAGCUUACCCGCGGUGUGCUUCUCGAGCUUCUUUCAGAUCGAACCCCGUCCCUCUUCCUCCCCCUCAUCCCCUCCCUACCGACGAGAGUGAAGAGAAUAACAAUCGUGAAAACUCCGCAGCGUGCUUGCAGCAAGUAUCAGAAGACUGGUUCGAACUUCGCGACGCUUGGAAACGAACUUCGCGCGAGAUCCAAUAACGUACGUACGUGUCGAAUAUCUAUGUGUACACAGCUAUGUUAAACGCAAACAACAGAAAAAAAAAAAAAAAACAUACCCACUCGUCGGCGCGGCUAUUAACAAUUUAAACCCGUUGGUUACCGAGCAGGGGGUCCCUCUGGCCUCUCAGCACCGGUCCCGAGCGUUCGGCCAUUGUUUCCGUAGAUUUUUUACCGUUCCUCGUUGGUUAUUUGUGAUAAUAGUGUUUAACGAUCGCGCCGCGACACGAACGCGGCACUCGAACGUGUUUGUGCAUUUGUUUCUGUUAUUCGAAGGAUGCGGGGAACGUUAAACGCCUCUUCUUUGACCUCUGCUACGCGGAGUCGCCGUGGAUGCGUAGCAUGGGUGCGCAGAACCGUAAGCGCCGCUGAACGUCUGACCUGUUAGUCGAGAAUCGAAUAAGUCGCUAUGAAUUAACAGCGCAUCGCAAUAAGUUCAAAAUUGUGUAUUAAAUGCCUUCAAUUGCGUUCGGGAAAGAAGUAGUACUAAUUUAACCUACGGGCAACAGGUCACGCGAGGUGCUACACGAUGUAUUUCCUACUGUUUCAGUUACGUAACAACUGAAAAUUUGUCGAGAAGAAGAAGAGUAUGCAUUCGUGUCACUGUAUACCUCUCGAAUAACAGAAACGUAUGCUGCCCGCCACGAAAACUUCGAAUUCGUUGGUACCAGUGCUGUCCACCGACGGCGCCACUUGCGCGGUCUUGUCUCCCCACCACGCGCAGUAUUAUGUUUUUACGAAUGCUCGUUGUUCUUGACCAAAGGAGACAGAGUGGGGGCUUAAGUCGAACAGCACUGGUCGAGGCGGUCGCUGAGACUGGGAGUUCCCCGGAAAUGUGCAGAAUUCUUAUCUCGCUGCGAAUUUCGAAUAACGAAUGAAAAUUAAAAUUGGUCUAUUAAUUUAUUCGUUAUCUUCCUCUUUGAAUAAAAAUCAAAAAUUGACUCAUAUCGAUAGGAACGUGUCGCGGUGAACGAAUAAAUAUUUAACGCGAUGGUUUAUUCGUGGUGUGUUAUUCGAAUGAAAUUUUGUCCAUUUCCGUGGCUUCCUUUGGGGCACUUUUGGGGUUGAACAUAUAAGUAUUGUUAUACCGAUGCAAUUCAAAUGGAGAACUCGUCGGGAAUUUUUGUACGGGUGUAUCAAGAUUUUUUCCAAAGCGUUUAUUGUCGCGAGUCGGACGUAGAUCACGCGCGUUUCGUCCGGGGGCAGAGGGACGUCCGAAAACCGAGCUAUCGAAUUCAGUGCGCAGUUCAUUGUAUUAUGUGAUAUAUCGUCUGCAUACGUAUCGAACGAAUGAAAAUAAACAUGCGAAUAAAAUCCA
Messenger RNA from Hylaeus volcanicus, 7763 nucleotides. RefSeq names its product octopamine receptor Oamb (gene Oamb). Gene Ontology annotation, biological process: adenylate cyclase-activating adrenergic receptor signaling pathway. Lineage: Eukaryota; Metazoa; Arthropoda; Insecta; Hymenoptera; Colletidae. The transcript is spliced from 13 exons. Bases 4144 to 5781 code for a protein of 545 amino acids. The record is from RefSeq and is a predicted model, not a curated record. Gene Ontology annotation, molecular function: G protein-coupled amine receptor activity. Gene Ontology annotation, cellular component: membrane.